Sitodiplosis mosellana (orange wheat blossom midge) is the source of this 554-nucleotide messenger RNA. RefSeq lists its product as uncharacterized. NCBI's taxonomy places the organism in Eukaryota, Metazoa, Arthropoda, Insecta, Diptera, Cecidomyiidae. The record is from RefSeq and is a predicted model, not a curated record. The coding region runs from base 102 to 464 and encodes 120 amino acids. The transcript has 3 exons.
AUAUCGAAUGCUUUCAUUCAAUCAAGAUAUUUAUUGAACGAAAAAUCAAGGUUUAAAAAGGUCUUAAACUUCUGAAAAUAUCGUGAACAAACGGCAUCAAUAUGAGUGAGAAGGAGUUGCACGAAGAAUAUUUGAAAUAUCAACGAUUGAAAACUAUGAAGAAUCCAUUCGAAAUCGGAAGUGAAGAUUGGCUCAAGUGGCGUAGAGAUUGGCUUCAAUCGACUUCUGAAAAUGUUGCGAGGGCAAGCGCAUUGGACAGAGAGCUCUCGAAAUGUGACCCAGUUGACCCUGCUGUUAUUGCAGCUGCGAUAGAACCGAUGCGAAAAGCUAUGGCUGAAGAACGCAAAAAUCUUGAGCAGAAGAUACAGCAGUUGGUUAAAGACCAUCAGACCGGGCGCCAUGGAAAUGGAGUCGAAAAUGGAGCCGCUCAAAUGGAAAUCGUAUCUGAAAACAAUAAAACUUAAAAUUAAAUAAUUCAAGUGCAUAAAACAAUUGAGUUUAUUUAAAUCAUGUGAAACAAUUUGUUUAAUGCUAAUACAAAAGAAUUGAAAUCA